Neoarthrinium moseri is the source of this 672-nucleotide messenger RNA. RefSeq lists its product as uncharacterized. Gene Ontology annotation, molecular function: structural constituent of ribosome. The record is from RefSeq and is a predicted model, not a curated record. Gene Ontology annotation, cellular component: mitochondrial large ribosomal subunit. The coding region runs from base 1 to 672 and encodes 223 amino acids. NCBI's taxonomy places the organism in Eukaryota, Fungi, Ascomycota, Sordariomycetes, Amphisphaeriales, Apiosporaceae. The transcript is spliced from 4 exons.
AUGGCCGCCGUCGCCAACCGCUACGUCGAGCUGGCCAAGGCCAUCCACCCGCGCCUGCAGCGCUUCCUGGCCAAGUACCCGCCCACCCAGAUCCUGCCCGUCAACACACGCGCGAAUUCGCUACAGGCUCAGGAGGGCGCUGUGCCGAACCCUUUCCUCCCACACAAGCACCCCGUCACCGGCAAGUGGCAGGAGCCCGAGUUCUCCCUGCGCCGCCAGGCCGAGCUGGUCAAGCUGGCCCGCGAGGCCGGCGUUGAGGAGCUGCUGCCCUUCACCAACAAGGGCACCGAGGAGCGCAUUCGCAAGCGUGUCGAGGAGGGUCUGCGUGUCAAGGGUACCGGUGUGGGACAGAAGGUCAAGGGUCAUCACCACGAGAGAAUGCUGGCCCCGAGAAUGGAAAAGAGACGUACGGCUAUUUUGGGCAUGCCGCGGCUGGUUAGGGAAUGGCGGAAGACGGGUACACGCAAAUGGACCAAAUUCCCCAGUUCGCCGCUCAUCACCAGCCAUUGGGCUACGCCACUGUUUGUUCCGCCUCUGGACGCAGCUCUCAAGACGUGGUUUGCAUCCCCCCAAAAGGUUUGUGCUUUAUUUCCUUCGUCCGAUAUUUCUCUACCAUCGUCAUUUCGUGUCCCGGAAUCAGGAGCUGGCGCAAUCCGGUUCAUGGUCACGUGA